CUCUGUUUUCUCAGCCCAUAUGACCUGCUUCCUGUAUUUACUACAAAAAAAUGGCCUUGGGUCUGUGGAUGUAAUUUGGCACGGUUACAGUUGAGGCUGGUUUCUGGGUGAACAGGGCGGGUUUUACACCGUGAUUGGGUUGUUAACGAUCGGUCCAGUCAUGCUACUCUGCGUUCAGCUCUUUCACACGCGCGUGUGAGUGUGUGAUACUACUGUAUCGAUACUGAUACUGAAGUGGGACACGCACACACACACACGGAAGCGCAGCACAAUGGACAACAACAGCGGCUACACGGAUGGCUCUGGCCCCACACCGUCCCGAGAGCUCACGCAAAACCCGCUGAAGAAAAUAUGGAUGCCCUGCAAAAAUGGCCUCCCCGAGAAGCCCAUCUUUCAGAGGAGGGUAUGCAUGACCAACUGCCCCACUCUCAUCGUCACGGUCGGUCUACCAGCCAGGGGCAAAACCUACAUCUCCAAGAAACUCACCCGUUACCUCAACUGGAUCGGGGUUCCGACGAAAGAGUUUAACGUGGGCCAGUACAGACGAGAGUGUGUGAAGAUCUACAAAUCGUUCGAGUUCUUCAGCCCAGACAACGAGGAGGGGCUUAAAAUCAGAAAGCAGUGUGCAUCAGCAGCUCUUAACGAUGUUCAUCAGUACCUCACUGAAGACGGGGGGCAAGUGGCGGUAUUUGAUGCCACAAAUACUACCAGAGAGAGGCGAGAGACCAUCAUACAGUUUGCUGAACAGAACGGAUUUAAGGUCUUCUUCGUUGAGUCUGUAUGCGAAGACCCGGACGUUAUUGCAGAAAACAUUGUCCAAGUGAAACUCGGCAGUCCGGACUACACAGACUGUAACACCGAGCAGGCUGUGGAGGACUUCAUGAAGAGGAUAAAAUGCUACGAGAACUCUUACCAGCCUCUGGAUGAGGACUUGGACAGAGAGUUGUCCUUCAUAAAGAUCAUCGAUGUGGGUCGGAGGUACCUGGUGAACCGAGUGCAGGAUCACAUCCAGAGCCGAAUCGUGUAUUACCUGAUGAACAUCCACAUCACGCCGCGCUCCAUCUACCUGUGCCGGCACGGAGAGAGUGACCUCAAUGUGAAAGGGCGAAUCGGCGGCGACUCGGGUCUCACACCCCGGGGAAAGGAGUUUGCUCGAUACUUGGGCCAGUUCAUCCACUCGCAGGACAUCAGCGAUCUGAAGGUGUGGACGAGUCAGAUGAAGAGAACCAUUCAGACUGCUGAGGCUCUGGGCGUGCCGUAUGAGCAGUGGAAGGCUCUGAAUGAGAUCGAUGCUGGUGUGUGUGAGGAGCUGAUGUACGAGGAGAUUCAGCAGCGGUAUCCUCUGGAGUUUGCGCUGCGUGACCAGGACAAAUAUCGCUACCGAUAUCCCAAAGGAGAGUCUUAUGAAGAUCUGGUGCAGCGGCUCGAGCCCGUCAUCAUGGAGCUGGAGCGGCAGGAGAACGUCCUGGUCAUCUGCCACCAGGCGGUCAUGCGCUGCCUGCUGGCCUACUUCCUGGAUAAAUCGGCAGAAGAGCUGCCGUACCUGAAGUGCCCGCUACACUCGGUGCUGAAGCUCACCCCGGUGGCUUACGGCUGUAAAGUGGAGUCCAUCUUCCUGAAAGUGGAAGCAGUGAACACCCACAGAGAAAGACCAGAGAAUGUAAACGUACAUCGGACCACGGAGGACGCCCUGUGCACCGUUCCGCCUCACCUCUGACCUCGCCCGCUUUGGCCGUCCGCUCCGGUGUUUCUCGGGACCCUUUCUCCAGGGGUCCCCUGUCCUCCGGACAUCUCUGUCGCACAAGGAUCCGGCGUCUGGUGUCACAGAGUCUUCAUUUCUGCGUCUGUACCCUUUAAUCCUCACACCUCGAGGAUCUUGGGCUUUUUUCACUCCCUGACUACAGAGUAAUGUUCGUUAAGCGUGAGCCGAUCCCAGGUCCGCUUCAGGACAGGGAUCGCUGAUGUGAUUUGUUUUCGUUCAAACAGAACCACUUCAGUUUUUAUCCAAUCUGGUGUGCGACGUUAGUCCUAGUGAAAAGGGGCGUGGCCUCUGAGUAAAGGAACACCCCAGUGCUUUUGGACGUAAUGUUUGGGUCCUGUGUGUGUGGUUAUCUCCUACGACACUUAUAACAGAAGUCUAAGGGCAGUUGUUGUCCCACAUAUCCACUGUUUUACCAAAAACACUAAUCGUGGACACUUUUAUCGCCGUUCAGUGUCGAUUCUGUCCAUUUAUCAGUUUCUAAGCAGGUUCCUCUGUGAAUAUUGUCAUAAGCUGAACGGAACAAACAAAGUUCCCACCAACCGUUUGCUGGUUUUCUCCCUUCCUUGCUCUUCAGCAAACGUGUUGAUGGUACAAGCUGAUUUAUCUUGACCGUGAACUCUCCAGCUGCCCGUAGACUUCGGUUAUAGGUGAGUGUGUGGAGUAAACCCUUCACUGAGGAAUUGUCUGGGGAAAUCACACAAACACCAUAGAGGUGCAGCACUGGGGUUCGGGUUCGCUCUAAACACAAUCGCACAACAACCAGUCACACUGUAUUACUGCGCACACUAUUAUCACACUGAUCACUGCGCACACUACGGACAGUCCGUUUUUAAUCUGCUUCGACUUUCAAACCUGGAGAUAAACACAAACUUUCCUUUUUUUUUUCUCCACCUCUGGGGUUUUGGGAUGGUGUGUAUAGAAAACCUUCACUUGAAGGAUGUGAAACAUGGCAAAAUGCAAAUGAGCUUAUAUCAGGCUGGAUUAUGUAUGUUUUGGCUUGCAUUUUACUUUGUAUGUGUGUGUGUGUGUUGCAGCUCUCGCACUCCUCUUUGCAUCAGUAUUGUUCUGUCAUUGUGUCACGCCAUUUGAUUCUUAUCUCUCUGUUACUUUGAGGGAAGGAUGACAACUUUGCUGUGUGU
This is a messenger RNA of Hemibagrus wyckioides, 2901 nucleotides long. It is a transcript of the gene pfkfb4a, whose product is annotated as 6-phosphofructo-2-kinase/fructose-2,6-biphosphatase 4a. Gene Ontology annotation, cellular component: cytosol. Gene Ontology annotation, biological process: fructose metabolic process; fructose 2,6-bisphosphate metabolic process. Lineage: Eukaryota; Metazoa; Chordata; Actinopteri; Siluriformes; Bagridae. The coding region runs from base 272 to 1717 and encodes 481 amino acids. The transcript has 14 exons. Gene Ontology annotation, molecular function: 6-phosphofructo-2-kinase activity; fructose-2,6-bisphosphate 2-phosphatase activity; ATP binding. The record is from RefSeq and is a predicted model, not a curated record.